CCGCGCCCUGCCCGCCGCUCCGGCCCCGCUCCGGCGCCGCCUCCCUCGCCGAGAUGAAGGAGACUAUCAUGAACCAGGAGAAGCUGGCCAAGCUGCAGGCCCAAGUGCGCAUCGGUGGCAAGGGUACUGCCCGCAGAAAGAAGAAGGUUGUUCACAGAACAGCUACAGCAGAUGACAAGAAACUUCAGUUUUCAUUGAAGAAACUGGGAGUCAACAAUAUUUCUGGAAUUGAAGAGGUAAACAUGUUUACCAAUCAAGGAACAGUCAUUCACUUCAAUAACCCAAAAGUUCAGGCAUCUCUGGCUGCUAACACUUUCACUAUCACUGGCCAUGCUGAGACAAAGCAGCUGACAGAAAUGCUUCCUAGCAUCCUAAACCAGCUUGGAGCUGACAGUCUGACCAGCCUGAGAAGAUUGGCAGAAGCCCUACCCAAGCAAUCUGUGGAUGGAAAAGCACCUCUUGCUACUGGUGAAGAUGAUGAUGAUGAAGUUCCAGAUCUGGUUGAAAACUUUGAUGAAGCUUCGAAGAAUGAGGCAAACUGAACUAAGUUUUACUUUCUGAAUAAAACUGAAACUUGAAAAAGCUACAUAGAGCUGCUAUUUUAUAUUGUGACUGCUUUGAUCUAAUUUCCUGAUGAGAUCUCAAGAUCUAUCAUAUUUGGAAACUCCUUGAAUCUGCAGCUCCUUAGUUACUGCUUGUAUACCAUAUUAUUUCUGUGGCCCGAACAAACAUAUGCUUUGAAAUAAGUCAGAUUGCUAACAAAUUUCUGCCUACACGCAUUUUUUGAGUACCUUGUAUACAAGCAAAACCCUAUCUUUUAAUGAACUUUGACAUACAAUAAAAAUAUUAAAAAAA
Empidonax traillii (willow flycatcher) is the source of this 855-nucleotide messenger RNA. RefSeq names its product basic transcription factor 3 (gene BTF3). The transcript is spliced from 6 exons. Bases 54 to 542 code for a protein of 162 amino acids. Gene Ontology annotation, cellular component: cytosol; nascent polypeptide-associated complex. The record is from RefSeq and is a predicted model, not a curated record. Lineage: Eukaryota; Metazoa; Chordata; Aves; Passeriformes; Tyrannidae.